CCAAACUCCAAUGACUAUUUUAUCCUCCAUCCUUUCUUUCCAUGCAUUUGUAUAAUUUUUCUUCUUUCUAUAUAUAUUAACUUAUUAACUAAAAGGUUCACAAACAAAUUCUAAAUCAUCAAUCUCCGUUGAAAACAAUACCGUUUGCAGCCGAAAAAAUGGUAGUUGCAGGGCCAGGUUAUGGUGGUGGCGCCAUGUCAAACUCCAAGAGCUUAGCUGUUCAGAUUCUAAAGGGCCCAUGGCUCAUGGUUUUCGGCUCACUGUUGAUCAUGUCUGCCGCUGGUGCAACCUACAUGUUUAGUCUAUACUCCGGCGACAUUAAAGAAUCGCUCGGCUAUGACCAAACCACCCUAAAUUAUCUCAGUUUCUUCAAGGAUUUAGGCACCAACGUUGGGGUCCUUUCGGGUCUCAUAGCCGAGGUAACACCCCCAUGGUUCGUGUUAUCUGUUGGUGCAGGCCUUAACUUCUUUGGGUACUUUAUGAUUUGGUUGGCCGUCACCAAAAGGAUCCCCACCAAAGUGUGGCAAAUGUGUUUGUAUAUUUGCAUAGGUGCCAAUUCUCAGUCUUUUGCCAACACUGGUUCUCUCGUUGUUUGCGUCAAAAACUUCCCUGAAAGCCGAGGCGUUGUGCUGGGGAUUCUUAAGGGUUAUGUUGGUCUGAGCGGUGCAAUCAUAACUCAGUUGUACCAUGCUUUCUAUGGUGAUGAUUCAAAGGCUUUGAUCUUGCUUAUUGGUUGGUUACCAGCUGCUAUCUCGCUUUGUUUUGUGAGAACAAUUAGGAUCAUGAAGGUGGCUCAUCAAACUAAUGAGCUUAAAGUUUUUUACAAGUUUCUGUAUAUCUCUCUUGGCCUUGCUUCUUUUUUGAUGGUGAUCAUCAUUGUGGAGAAGAAACUUGUAUUCACUCAACCUGAAUAUGGUGGUAGUGCUGCCAUGGUUCUUUUCUUGCUGUUUUUACCACUUGGUGUUGUGAUUAUAGAAGAAUACAAGCUUUGGGAGGCUAGGAACAAGGCCUUGAAUGAUCCCAAUUCUCCAUUGAAAAUUGUCACCGAGAAGCCGAGUUCCGAGCUGUCCCAGGACAUCAACGCCGACACUCCCUCGGCAUCAAGCACCGCAAAGAUGUUGACCGGAAACGAGCCGACCAACAACAAUCAAACCAACGUUUCGUGCUGGAAAACAGCAUUCAAGCCACCAAACAGGGGGGAAGACUACACAAUUUUGCAAGCACUUUUCAGCCUUGACAUGUUUGUUCUUUUCUUAGCCUCAAUUUGUGGUGUUGGUGGCACUUUAACAGCCAUUGACAAUCUGGGGCAAAUCGGAACCUCCUUGGGGUACCCUAAAAGAAGCAUAAGCACAUUCGUUUCACUUGUGAGCAUAUGGAAUUACCUUGGCAGAGUUACAUCAGGUUUUGUAUCAGAAAUUUUCUUGACCAAGUACAGGUUCCCAAGGCCAUUGAUGUUAACCUUGAUUAUGCUUCUGUCAUGUGUUGGUCACCUUUUGAUUGCCUUCAAUGUCCCCGGUGGCCUUUAUAUUGCAUCAGUCAUCAUUGGUUUCUGCUUUGGGGCUCAAUGGCCGUUGCUUUUUGCUAUAAUUUCUGAAAUCUUUGGCCUCAAAUACUAUUCAACUUUGUACAAUUUUGGGUCAGUUGCCAGCCCCAUUGGCUCCUACAUACUCAAUGUGAAAGUGGCUGGGAAUUUGUAUGAUAGAGAGGCUAAGAAGCAAAUGGCAGCUUUAGGAAUUAGGAGGCAAGCUGGUGAGGACCUGGAUUGCAAUGGGGUUGACUGUUUCAAAUUGUCUUUCAUUAUAAUUACAGCUGCUACCUUGUUUGGCACUGUUGUGUCAUUUAUUUUGGCACUUAGGACUAGACAAUUUUAUAAGAGUGAUAUUUACAAGAAGUUCCGGGAAGACGUAAAAGCAGCGGAGGCAGAGAUGGCGGUGGCCGGAGACACGACUUUGUUGCCGGAGGUGAAGUCUUCCGGUAACGGCAAGACAGGGUAGGGUUGCUUUUCACUAUUUGUAAAAUUCUAACAAGUGGGGUAAGAUAUAGGUAAAAUUUAAUAUGGGAGGUUUUGUUUGUAUUUCUUUUAUAAUUUUUAUGGGUGUUUGUGUUAAAAAAGAAGGACUUGGGGUGAUUUCACAAAAUUUACAGGGGCUUUUAAAUAAUAAAAAAAUAAGGCAACUUGGCAA
Gossypium raimondii (Peruvian cotton) is the source of this 2183-nucleotide messenger RNA. Its product is annotated as protein NUCLEAR FUSION DEFECTIVE 4. The record is from RefSeq and is a predicted model, not a curated record. NCBI's taxonomy places the organism in Eukaryota, Viridiplantae, Streptophyta, Magnoliopsida, Malvales, Malvaceae. Bases 159 to 1994 code for a protein of 611 amino acids. Gene Ontology annotation, cellular component: membrane. The transcript has a single exon.